Messenger RNA from Cucurbita moschata (crookneck pumpkin), 537 nucleotides. Its product is annotated as RNA polymerase II transcriptional coactivator KIWI-like. Bases 93 to 398 code for a protein of 101 amino acids. The record is from RefSeq and is a predicted model, not a curated record. Gene Ontology annotation, biological process: positive regulation of transcription initiation by RNA polymerase II. Gene Ontology annotation, cellular component: transcription regulator complex; nucleus. NCBI's taxonomy places the organism in Eukaryota, Viridiplantae, Streptophyta, Magnoliopsida, Cucurbitales, Cucurbitaceae. Gene Ontology annotation, molecular function: DNA binding; transcription coactivator activity. The transcript has 5 exons.
AGUUCAACGCCAUUUGUUUCGCGCUCAUUUGCAGUUGCAAAGUGUUGAAGAGCACAGUCGGUCGCAAAAUUACAGCGAAAAAGGAGGAAGAGAUGUCUGCAAGAGGAAAGCGAAAGGACGAUGAAGACCACGCAUCCGAAGGAGAUGCUCCUCCGAAGAAGACAUUGAAGAAAGAUUCCGAAGAAACCGACGAAAUCGUCGUCUGCGAGAUUUCGAAGAACCGUAGAGUUAUGGUCAGGAACUGGCAAGGAAAGAUUGUGGUGGAUAUUCGUGAGUUUUAUGUCAAAGAUGGAAAGGAAAUGCCUGGAAAAAAAGGCAUCUCGCUAUCCUUGGAUCAGUGGAACGUUCUUCGAAAUCACGUAGAAGAAAUCGACAAAGCUGUUAAUGAAAAUUCCUAAUGGACUUGUUUUUGUGGGCAUGAAGACCAAAGAGCAGGUAUUAGCUUUUAUAUCUACAUUAACUGCAUCACUUGGAUUGACAUUUUGAUAUUGUAGACCAGAAACAUGAUAUUAUAACAUAUUAUGGCAUAACUGACAA